GUCCGAGGUGGGAGGCGCACACACGGGCUCCGGGAGCCGCUCCCGAGUCCCCGCGCCCUGCGCCGCGCGCCCUGCGGGCGGGCAGAGCCGGACCCCGCGCGGGCUGGUGCGGAGGGAGCCGAGGACCCCGGCGCAGGGCAGGGGCGAGUCCGGCGCGGAGAAGACGCCGCUGCUCCAGCCGCUGCCUCGGCCGCGCCGCCUCCGAGCCGGCGUCCAGCGCGGGGCGGGCAGGCCCGGCGCGGGCCAGGGGAGCUAGGGGCGCGCCCAUGGAGCACACGCACGCCCACCUCGCAGCCAACACCUCGCUGUCCUGGUCCCCCGGCGCGGCCUGCGGCUUGGGCUUCGUGCCCGUGGUCUACUACAGCCUCCUGCUGUGCCUCGGUUUACCAGCAAAUAUCCUGACAGUGAUCAUCCUCUCUCAGCUGGUAGCUAGAAGGCAGAAGUCCUCCUACAACUAUCUCCUGGCCCUCGCCGCUGCUGACAUUCUAGCCCUCUUCUUCAUCGUGUUCGUGGACUUCCUACUGGAAGAUUUCAUCUUGAAUAUGCAGAUUCCUCAGGUGCCCAACAAGAUCAUAGAAGUGCUGGAAUUCUCGUCCAUCCACACCUCCAUUUGGAUUACUGUUCCAUUAACCAUCGACCGGUACAUUGCAGUCUGCCACCCACUCAAGUACCACACGGUCUCCUACCCAGCCCGCACCAGGAAAGUCAUCGUGAGUGUCUAUGUCACCUGCUUCCUGACCAGCAUCCCUUACUACUGGUGGCCCAACAUCUGGACUGAGGAUUACAGCAGCACCUCCAUACAUCACGUGCUUAUCUGGAUUCACUGCUUCACGGUGUACUUGGUGCCCUGCUCCAUCUUCUUCAUUUUGAACUCAAUCAUCGUGUACAAGCUCCGGAGGAAGAGUAAUUUCCGCCUCCGUGGUUACUCCACAGGGAAAACCACUGCCAUCUUGUUCACCAUUACCUCCAUCUUUGCUACCCUCUGGGCCCCCCGCAUCAUCAUGAUCCUCUACCACCUCUAUGGGGCGCCCAUCCAGAACCGCUGGCUGGUGCACAUCUUGUCCGACAUUGCCAACAUGCUGGCCCUUCUGAACACAGCCAUCAAUUUCUUCCUCUACUGUUUCAUCAGCAAGCGGUUCCGCACCAUGGCGGCCGCCACCCUCAAGGCCUUCUUCAAGUGCCAGAAACAACCCGUACAGUUCUACACCAACCAUAACUUUUCCAUAACGAGUAGCCCCUGGAUCUCACCAGCCAACUCGCACUGUAUCAAGAUGCUGGUGUACCAGUACGACAAAAAUGGAAAGCCUAUAAAAGUCUCCCCGUGACCCUAUAGCUUUGGCACCUAGUGCCUGUGAGUGAUCCAUUUCCAGAUGGGAGGUGGCCCAUCCUGUGGCUGAACAGCUCUCCUUAAGAGUGCUCACCUGACUUCCUGUCUCCACAGACUGAGCAACUCUCAGACUGGUCGAUGAGAAAAGAUGCAAGAGAAGAAUAAAAAGCAUGAAUCGUGUCUUCACUUAUGCAUUUAUUUUCACCAAGUCACACCGGCCGCCAAAGCUCCUACUGGUUUGAAAAUGCCGUUGGAGGCUGCACCACCAUCCUAUGGCCAGGAAGGACACACAGUAGAGAAAUAGUCUAUGGUGUGGCCUUGGCACCUUUCGUCAUCCCUGGGAACUGCUCAUUUAUAUGACACACCAAGCCACAGUAGCACGUAGCUGAGCCCACACUCUUCUUCCAAGAGCUGAGGUCAUUCAUCGCUUCUCUGUGCUGUCCCCAGCAGCUGACACUGCUAACCAGUUUGGGAAUUUUCCAAGGUGCCCUUGGUCAU
Talpa occidentalis (Iberian mole) is the source of this 1825-nucleotide messenger RNA. RefSeq names its product G protein-coupled receptor 139 (gene GPR139). Gene Ontology annotation, molecular function: neuropeptide receptor activity. The transcript is spliced from 2 exons. NCBI's taxonomy places the organism in Eukaryota, Metazoa, Chordata, Mammalia, Eulipotyphla, Talpidae. Gene Ontology annotation, cellular component: membrane. Gene Ontology annotation, biological process: G protein-coupled receptor signaling pathway. The coding region runs from base 267 to 1325 and encodes 352 amino acids. The record is from RefSeq and is a predicted model, not a curated record.